AUGUUAGAGGACGUUGUAAACUCCCUGAUAACACGUUUUUUGGGAGAAUAUAUCAAAGACAUAGACAAAAAGGACCUUAAGGUCUCUAUGUGGAAAGGAGAUGUAAAAUUGAAGAAUCUGGAAAUAAAAACUGAAGCGCUCGAUUUUCUACAGCUGCCUGUGGAUAUCAAAUCUGGAUUCAUUGGAGAGUUAAACAUUCGUGUUCCUUGGAAGGAGAUUGGCAGAAAGCCUACGAAGGUAAAUAUUAGCCAGAUAUAUGCAGUCGUCUGCCCUCGCUCAGAAGUUCAAUACGACGAGGAAUCGUUCAAACUCCGUGAGAUCGAACUGAAACGCCAACGAUUGAAGGCAAUUGAUGAGAAGGAGGCCAAGAAAGAAAAAGAGCUGCAUGAGAAAGAGGAUAAAUCUCUCAUAGGAAAUCUUGUGAGCCAGAUCAUUCGCAACUUUGAACUACGCAUUGAAAAAGUCCAUCUUCGUUACGAAGAUCACAGCUCGGAUCCGAAGCACCCUUUUUGCUGCGGUCUUACCCUGGAUUCCUUGAUCAUCUCUCCCAAUCAGGAGAAGUCCCUCUCUUCUGACAGUACUUCCAGUGCAGACGCGAACGCCUCAAAGCCAGUUUCGCACAAUGGCGUCUUUUCGAAGGAUAUUAUGGUGCAUCUGUUGGGCAUGUACUGGGACUCGGACAAUUCACAGCAGGUGAAUACCUCCAAUCCCAAUGCGUUGAUCGAAGACAUGGGCAUCGCGUUCAUGAAUCGCAAUACGACCCAAUCAGCGUUGAUGCCCCAGAAUUACAUCAUGCAUCCUUGUACGCUUGGAAUUGGAUUGCAGAUGGAUAUUCGAGGCGUAGAACUUCGAAAGCCGACACCUGAGGAAGCAGCGAAUCGUGCUCUGAGCGAUCUAGAAUGGAACGCCGAGGUGAUCGUGAACCAAAAGUUCGUGAAAACGUAUAUCAAGAUUCGGAAGGACGCUGUGCGCGGUCGAAACGAAGACGAAGAAGAAAAGCUAUUCUUAGACAAGUUUAAAGAGACUACGCAUCCGUGUUUGCGCGACGAUGCUGGCGAUGCGCGACUUGAAGAUUUUGGCGGCAAAUCUCAGCUUGCAGAGCAAACGGGCGCAGAUCGGGAUUCGUCGCCCCACGUCAAGCGUUGUCAAGAAAAUAUCCUUAAACUUAACGAGCAGCCGAGAAAAUGGUGGCGCUAUGCGAUCAACUCGGUGAUUAAAGAGAAUAAGAAGAAGCGCGCAGCGACAACAUGGAAGGAUUAUUUAGCGUUUAAGAAGCAGCGCGAUACGUACAUUACGCUGUAUAAACGCGUGCUGAAAUCGCCGUUCCUCCCUUCCAUCAAGAAAGACAAAAAAGCGUUGAAGCAGAAGCAGGAAUUGGAGGAUUUGUUCUCUGUCGAAAACACGAUUCUCUUCCGAAAAAUGGCGCAAUACGAGCUUCAGAAAGAAUUGAAAUCGCGGUCUGCGAGUGUGAACGAUGAAGACGACGACGAGGACGACGAGGAGCUCAUGCGAACUGAGUUGUAUAAGGAGCUGGAGCUGAACGAAGAAGAACUGAAUCCGUGGGAGGGCGGACAGCCGAUGGACGUGCAGAUCUCCGUGGAUUUCUUCUUGGGAAGUUUCCUUCUGAUGCUGAAGAAGAAGGAACAGCGACUGAUGAGCGUGUGUGUGGACGGAGUUUAUCUGCGUGCGUACAAACGAAAGAGUUUCUUGGAGUGCUGGUCGAUGAUUCGCGAUGUGAAGGUGCUGGACGACAUCACGGCCAAAACGAAGUAUUCCAGCAUCGUUUCGAUUCGUCUUCGAUCCGCUGAAGCGAUCCCGACCUCGAUUUUGAUGACUGACAUGUAUCAACGAUACAAGACCCCGUUCUUCCAGACCCAUAUUGAGAUUCCAGGACUGGACAAUUCGUGCGGAAUGCGAGUGAACAUGGCGAUGGAGACGAUGGACAUCAUUGUGAAUGUGCCUUGGCUGCUGGAAGUGAUGAAGUUUUUGGUGCCAGAGAAUAUCAUCGUGAUGAGUUCUUAUGAGGAAAAGGCGUACAAUCUGAUCACAUCGCUGCGGAACGGAGAUUCAAACAUUAUGGCGGCUCUCCGAUCGAAUAAGGGAAUGGAGUUGAACGUCAAUAUCUGCCCCAUGAAUCUGAUCAUUCCGAACUACUGCACAGGUCAUCGCUCAAAGAGCAUGCUUUUGAUCUGCCAGUUGGGCGAGCUUGCAGUGACUUCCAAGCCGAACCAAGAGCUGACCGAAGACAUCGCGCAGUACGACGUGGAUGACUUGUACAAUACCAUGUCGAUCAGUAUCAAGGAUAUUUCGGUCGGAUUAAUGGACGGACGGGUGUUUGCAGGAAGGGAUUUGUCGGUUAUGCCGAUCCUCUCUGCCUAUCCUCAGGCGAUGCUCGUUCUCCCAUUCCAAAUGGGGAUUACGAUGCAAACCUGCAUUGUGAACGAGGUUCGUUACAAAUCAAUGCGGAUCGGCAUCUCCAUCGGACUCGUUCAUGUCCGCAUCACCUCCGAGCUCAUUUCCUCUCUCAUUUCGUGGAGCUACGGUAUUCUUCCAGUGUUCGCAGAGAAGCAGAAGGAGUUGGAUAUCGACGUGAUGAAGCUUCUUCUGCAGCCCAAGCAGCUUCUCUUCAGCUGCAUUGCGUUCGAUGGCUCGCCCUAUCUGGAAGACCACUCGAUCGACGACUGGAAGUCCAGUUCCAACAAGCAGCAGCGCAUUCUCUACCAGGUGAUCAAACAGCAUCAGAAGGAAUAUCGCCGUCCGCUGUGUGAUCUGAGCGAUACGGUGACUUCUCCCGUACCGAUUCACUCUCCGAUGGCUUCGAUAUCGCCCAUUGCGCCGCUGUCGCCAAUCGAAGAGCCCUUGCAUGGGGUUGUUCAUCUUUCAUACGAGGACUUGCUGCUCCUUCAAUACAAGCCUUCAAUGGAGAUCGAAGUGCAAUUGGACGAGUUGCGGCUGUCCCUGAACCCGCAAAAGGGCGAUUCCUUACUGGACAUUUCGAUGCAAGACAUGGCGAUUCAUUACUUGGAUCACAUGUACGAUAUGGAUGUGGACAUUACGAUUCCUACCCUGAACAUCUUCGAUAAUGUUCGUAAAGAAGCACUUGAAAAGCAAGGUAUUCCGCUAACCGACGCUCCCACACUCAUAUCUUCCACGCCUGAGUGCGGCUCUCCCUUCUUGAAGAUGAAAUUCUGCACAGUGGGGGAGUUGUCCAUGCUGAACGAAGUGUACAGAGCGGCGACGAACAUGUUCGUGGAAAUGGGCGUCGUGAGUAUCCACGCGAAUGCCAGCGCCAUUCAGCCCAUUCUGUCGAUUCUCCCCGAGAUCCCGCCGUUCCCUUCUCUAGAAGAUGGAGACAAAGCGAAGCCUCCCUCCGAGCAGGAAGUGGCCAGUCCGACGAUCUCUGCCCAUCCGCAAGAAGCGCAGACGGAUAUGCACGUGAGAAUGCAGUCGGCCUUAGUGGAUAUGCUGUGUGACAACAAUGUUCCCAUCUUACUGACCUCGAUGAAUGGAUUCAGUCUGGAUUUCACGCAGGCGACGGAGCAGACUCACAUCUCGAUGGGGAUUGACGGAGUGAAGAUCACAGAUCUUACGCGUGGAGCCGAGAAAUAUCCCGACGUGCUGUCCACUUCGGUAUCUCCCUUCCUCUCUGCGGACAUUCUGCUGGUGAAUAGCAGUCUGUACAACGGCGUGAACGACACCACCAUCAAGCUUCAGGUAUCUGCGCCGAUCUUGGCGUUGCGAAUGCGAUUUGUGAAUGAGUUGCUGGAGUAUAUGAAGCACGGAAGCAUUGGUCGUUUGCUAGCACCCAAAGAAAGCCAAGAGAGCGAAGUGGUGGAGUCUGCUGAAUGUUCUGCAGAGGCUGUAGCGUCUACAGAGCCAGCAGAGCCUGUGGAGCAGACGGAGGCAGUGGAGUCGGUAGCCUCUUUGCACAGUCUCAUCGAUUCCUCGGUGAACGGAUUGUUCGCAUCGCUGGUGCAGUCGAACAUCAUUCGGGAAGUGGUUUGCGAGGGCGUGGGAACGACGUACGUGCUGCCAAAGGCGGAUGUGUGCAUUCAGAACAUCGUGGUGCUGAUUCCGAGCUCAAGCAGCAGCGACGAGUGCCUGCGAUUUGAGAUGGGCGAGAUCCAACUGCAAAACAGCAGCGAGGAGCAAAUGGUGAUGAGCGGAGACGGAGACAAGCUGCUGGAGUCGAUGACGGAGAGUCCAUUAACCACGCAGUUGCUGCUAUCGAUUCACGGAAUGUGCAUGGAGUCGCAGUUUAUGGAUGAUGUGAGCGGAAAGAUGCUACAGCAGAAUGUACUCCAUCGGACCAACAUCGAUAUGAUUAUCACGCUCAGCUCUGUGUUCAGAGUGAAUAUCAAUCUGUCUCCGAUCGUGAUGACGCUGAAUCAGAGCCAGCUUCAGUUUUUGGUCCAUCGCCUACUUCCCAAUUUUGCAGAACAAUCCGUCACAGAGUACCCAGAAGAAGAUGGAAUGGUCAAAGCCAAGUCGACCAAUGAGAAGUCUGCAAAGAAAGAACCCACCAAGGAAGUGGCAGUUUCUCGUCCUGCUCUGAAGCUCAAUCGAUUCUUUGUGGAUCUGAGCAUGAGUGGUUUUGUGGUCGAGUUGCUUCGCGAGCGAGGAGGCUACACAGAAGAAGAUUCAUUGAACUGGACGGAUUAUAUCUUAAUUUGUAUCUCAAUCAAUCUGCGAUCCAGCUCAAUCUGCUUCUUCGGAAGAUGA
Molecule: messenger RNA, 4722 nt
Organism: Blastocystis hominis
Lineage: Eukaryota; Bigyra; Opalinata; Blastocystidae
Exons: 8
Coding region: 1-4722 (1573 amino acids)
Biological process (GO): protein retention in Golgi apparatus; protein targeting to vacuole
Cellular component (GO): extrinsic component of membrane
Source: RefSeq, a predicted model, not a curated record